Molecule: messenger RNA, 4221 nt
Organism: Mytilus trossulus (common blue mussel)
Lineage: Eukaryota; Metazoa; Mollusca; Bivalvia; Mytilida; Mytilidae
Product: DNA-binding protein RFX2-like
Exons: 17
Coding region: 308-2608 (766 amino acids)
Biological process (GO): regulation of transcription by RNA polymerase II
Molecular function (GO): DNA-binding transcription factor activity, RNA polymerase II-specific; RNA polymerase II cis-regulatory region sequence-specific DNA binding
Source: RefSeq, a predicted model, not a curated record
GCAACAGGAUAUUUCUCCGAUAAAAUAAUCCCUCAUAUUAUUUAAUUGUGUUUACUUGCAAAAAAAGAAGAACAAAGGGUACUAAUUUUGGAUAGCUUGUUAUAAUAUAUAAUUCAAGUUUCAAUAGUUCAAUUGGAUGUUAUUGAUUCUAUAAAAAACAGGAUAUGAAGAAAAUAGUUCAGUUCCUGUGCGGAAUAAUAUUUCCUUUUGCUGACGCGAGGAGUCUGGCAACAGUUGCCGUAGGAAUAAACGCCAUAGCCACCGUAGCUCUGACGACUGUUACCCACCAACAAUUAAGGCAUGAGACAUGGCUACACAGACCUUUGUAACAGAUCUGCAGGCCAUGAAUCCAACAGUAGUUCAAUUACAGAGUUCAAAACAGGCACAGCAAAUUCAGAAUGCAGAUUCAUCUCAGAAAUCUCAGGGUACUACAAUUAUACAGUCUGCACAAGGUCAUCCUCAACAGUUUGUUAUAACAACAUCAGCUGUCCAGGAAGCUUUAGAGAACCAGCAUGGACAUGAAAAUGUAACGUUACAACAAGGUGGACCAACUGUUUAUUCCACCCAAGUACAGUAUGUAGAUGAUCCAAGUCUCUACUCAACCAACGGGCAAAUAAUGCAAUCACCAGAACCUCAGUGGCAGGGUACAACUUUUCAAACAGAAUAUGGACAAACAAUGUACACACCGGUAUCUGGUACUUACUACCAGACAGCUUCUGGUACACAGGUAGCUACAGGAUUAACACAAUUGGGUACUAUGCAAGGACAAAUUUUACAACACCAGACAGGUACAUACCUGAUACAGGGAGGGACAAUGGACGGAGAAGGUACCCCACUUACUACCACUACCAGGGCAUCACCAGCCACAGUAAGUGCUACGGUUCAGUGGUUGAUAGACAAUUAUGAGACAGCAGAGGGUGUAAGUCUGCCCCGGAGUACAUUAUAUAAUCAUUACCUUCGUCAUUGUCAAGAGCAGAAUUUAGACCCAAUGAAUCCAGCGUCCUUUGGUAAACUGAUAAGAUCUGUAUUUCUUGGUCUGAGAACAAGACGUUUAGGAACAAGAGGAAAUUCCAAGUACCAUUACUAUGGUAUUAGAAUAAAGGCCAGUUCACCUCUAAAUCAAUUUACAGAUGACCAAACAAUGGCAAUGAGACAACAACCCAUGUAUCAGGGUAAAAAAUUCCGUCCCCCCAACAAGUCAGAUGAAGACAGUUAUGACAGUGCCCAACAUGGACCAGUAGAUGCUGCAACAGCUCAACAGCAACAACACCAACAGUUUCUUGGAGAUGCUUCUGGAGCCUUACCUAACUUUGGAACAAUAGACACAACAAAAAUACCCUUACCAGAUGGUGUUACCCUGGACCAUAUUAAAGCCUUUGAAAAAAUGCAUAAAGAACAUGCUGAGGCAAUAGUGGAUGUAGUGGUCAAUUUACAGUUUUCAUUGAUUGAAGCUUUAUGGCAAGGAUUUUGGAGAAAUACACCUCCUGAUCAGAUGAUAGCAGAUAAUGAUUAUGAAAAGAGAUUGCCAAGGGAAAAAUUAUAUGCUGUUAGUUCAUAUGAACCACUUCAAGAAUAUGUUAGAAAGGCAGAUUAUGCUUUUUAUCAAGCCUUAGUAGAAGUUCUUAUACCUGAUGUGCUGAGGCCAAUACCAAGUUCUCUUACUCAAGCCAUCAGAAAUUUUGCAAAAAGUUUAGAAAAUUGGUUGAAGGGUGCAAUGACUGGUGUUCCUGAUAAAAUGUACAAAGCAAAGGCAGGAGCAGUUAGUGCUUUUGCUCAAACAUUAAGGAGAUACACAUCAUUAAAUCAUCUGGCACAGGCAGCUAGGGCAGUAUUACAGAACACAUCACAGAUAAACCAAAUGUUAACUGACCUCAAUAGAGUGGACUUUGCUAAUGUUCAAGAACAAGCAUCAUGGGUAUGCCAGUGUGAAGACACAGUUGUUCAACAGUUGCAAGAAGAUUUCAAACAGACAUUAGAAAGACAAAACUCUUUAGAACAAUGGGCUGUAUGGCUAGAAAGUGUUGUAAACAAAGUGCUCAAACCACAUGAAAACACAGAUAACUUUCCUAAAGCUGCAAGACAGUUUUUGUUAAAAUGGUCCUUUUAUAGCUCAAUGGUGAUCAGAGACCUGACCUUACGUAGUGCAGCAAGUUUUGGAUCCUUUCACCUGAUUAGAUUACUAUAUGAUGAGUACAUGUUUUAUUUGGUGGAACAUAAAGUAGCAGCAGCCACAGGAGAAACCCCUAUAGCUGUUAUGGGAGAGGUCAGACAGUUCAUUGACCUUAGUAGUGCUGUUAUGUUAGGAACAUUAGAAUCUGAUUCUGUGCCUUCACCUGUUAUAAACAAAGCUCCAGCCAGUAAACCAACAGUUACCAGAGAUCAUACUGGUCAGGAACAUACAACUACACUUAUGGUUCUGACUUCAAAUUCAGGUUCACACAAUGUCAAUGGAAAUGUGAUAUCUACAGCCUCUAAUCCGACAACAGUGACAGUCAGAGCAGCUACCGCCCAAAAUUCUGUCCCAGGGGCAAAAACAAUUGUUGUUAUGCCAGUUUCCAAUGCAGUUGGAUCUGGUGAUGCAAGUGCCAAAAGACUGAAAGUUGAAUAAGCUAGUCGUAUCAAGGACAAGGAUCUUUGAUCAUAUCUCAUGUGUAUAUAUUUUUUCAUAUGCAUAAACAAUGUUGCUAGUGUUAUAAGAUUUGUGAUAUUCAGACAUUUUAGUAGUGUUUUCUUAGCAUUAAGAUUGUUGUGUUACUAUUUUAUCUUUUUUUAAACAAUGAAAAUCAAUGGUUUUUACAAUGAAAUUUAUUCUUGUAUGAUUGAAAUAAUUUAGCUAGCUUGAUUUCCUUUUAUUUUUAUUGUUUGUUAGAUAAAUAGUUACUUCCCCUUCACAUUCCAGAAAAUAUACCAAUCCAAAAUGAAAUCUCCAAAGUUUUCUCAUAUUCCCAAGUCGUACAGGUUUUAAAUAUCCAGUUUUCUGCAUGCAGCAUGGUUUCUUUAUUUUUUUCUUAUUUGCUGUUGAUUUCUAUUUAAACCAGUAAGAUGAUACAGGCUAUGAACAAGAACAAACAAUGAACACAGAUUGUUCUUAACCAUUGUCUUUUACUGACUACUAGAAGAAAUAUUAAAUAUAGUUUAGACAAUUAAAAAAUCAAUAAUUUUCAGAUGAUACUCAACUUUUUAAUCUUACCAUCUUCAUUUAUAAUGAUGGUGAACAUACUGCAUCGCAGACAAGUUGUCUGGGUUAAAACAUUUAUAUUUUUUCACUGCCUGUUUUGAUUUUGCCAUUACUUGCUUUCAUUUCAUUUUGUCAUUCAAGGUGCUGUUUUUAACAAAUAAUCAUUUUAUACAUAUUUUUGGCAUUUACUUACAAGAAAAAAACAUGUUUGGCAUGCUAAGACAUGAACAUGAAAUUUGUAUACCAGCAACCUUUCUACAUGCAUCAGACUUAAGUAUACGAGAUUUAAGAUUGUACGCCUUAGAAACAAGCUAAAGACUUGUGUUACAUUGAUACAAGUCUGAGUUAAGUAAACACAAGACUUGUAUACUUUUAAGAAGUUUUUGUUACAACAUUUUCUAACUGUACUAAAAUCUAUGAUUAAUUGAUCAGUGUUUCUGUACCAUAGUCUAAUCAAAUGUUGAUCAUUCAAGAAUAAGUAUCAAAUUGUGAUAUAUUUUUUAAUACAUCAAAAUCAAACAACUGUUUAUUCUCAACAGUGUUUUUAGUUUAGAUCUAUGAAACAUUAAACAUGCUGUAUACAGCAAUGUGAGAAUAUUGCAGGUAACUGUUCAAAAGAAUGCUACUACCAUCUGAUUCUUAAAAUAAAUAACAGUAUUAUCAUAUAUUAUUAAUGUUAUCUUUUUAAAAACAUUUUUGACAUUUUACCAGUUUUCUGCAUAUUCUUAUUUUCAGAAUAAAAUGUUACUUUUUAUGUAUUUUUUUAAAUAUCAAUUGUUAAAAUGAAUGUUCUUAUUUUCUUUGUAUGUUUGCCUUAGAUAACAUUAUUUAUAUCAUUAUUAAUGUACAAUACAAUUGUAAAUAGUAGCCAAGCAGACAUUUGCUAUUAUUUAUUGUGUAAUUUAUUAUUUUUUUGGCACAUUGUGUUCAUAAGGUGGCCAUAAAAAAGACUGCUGUCACAUUUUGCAAACAACAGAUGACAAAUUUUAUUUUGGAUAAUUAAACAUAGAAAAAUGUCAUUCAGAAUAAAGGUUACUGAUAAA